AGUUUUUUGGAAAUUCUCUCAGUUUUUAGUUUACGCCUUAAAAUCUACAGUUUUUUGCUUAAGAUGCUAGCGCCAUCUAGUUUGUUGUAGAAUGGAGAACCCUUCGCAAGACCAAUUUUGAAUUUAACGAGACUGAGACGCCCAGUGUAGAAAAAUUUUGGUGGCAUGUUUCUAAAUUAAAAAAAGGCGAUGGCUCUGCGAUGUUUCCACUUUUAUCGACUUUAACUAGAAAGCUUCUAUGUUUGCCGCACCGUACUGCUACGGUAGAACGGUUGUUUUCCAGCAUAAAUCUUAUGAAAACGAAGCUUCGAAAUAAACUUUCUACGACUACAAUAAAAGGUACCUUGCACACAAAGUCAGAAAUUAAAAAUUGUUUUGAGUUCAAUGCAACAAAUGACCAUUUAAAAGAAUUCAAUCAAAAUAUGUACGAUUUCAAGAAUAAAGAUAAAACGGAAAAUCAAGAAGAUAUACAAAUUGAAAAUGAGAUAGUAGCUAGUGAUACCAUCUAACUUCUAACAUAUAUCGUCAGCAGCCGAUGAUCAGCUGCUGAUCAGCUACUAUUUCAUUGUUAUCGAUGGACCUUCAUAAGCUGUUAUAAUUAAGAUUCCUCAAAAAUCGCUAGUCACAUUUUCUGAAGUGUUACAUUACUAUCUUUUAAAUAUUACUGAUUUUAUUUGACAUAAUGUAUCUUUAUGACUUUUGAUAUUUAAUUUGAUUAAAACUUUGAUAAUCACAUGAUUUUUUUUGUUUUUUAUUCCCUCUCUAAAAUGUAUUCUAUUUAUUACCAUUAUUAAAUAAUAAAAAGACAAAGCUGUAGAUUUACUGUUUUUUAAUUUGAUAUUUACAGUUUUCUACAGUUUUUUUCUGGCAUAUCUACAGUUUAGCUCUAUGCUGUGGUUGGCAACACUGGUCAAAACCAUGUCAAAACAAUAAAACAUUUCUAACCUAACCAACUACCUACCUAACCUCUCAGUAGAGAGUAUAUUCCUUGAACCUAACCUAUUUUCUAUCCGCGCAUAAUUUUGAUCAACGUUAUAAACACGUGUUAUAUUAUUUUAUUUUGAUAUAAACAAUCUUUAUCACAUUGAAUUUGUAUUUUAUUAGCGGUUUUUGAAAGAAAAACUAGAAAGUUAACUAAUCAAAAUGCCGAAAUCAAAGAGAGAUAAAAAAGUUUCAUUAACAAAAACCAACAAAAAGGGUCUUCUUCUAAAACAAAAAACUAUUGAAGAUAUAAGAAACACACUUUCGAAAUAUGAACAUAUAUUUCUGUUUACCGUUGAUAAUAUGCGUAAUACAAAAUUAAAAGAUCUGCGUAAUGAUUGGAAAGACUCCAGAUUUUUCUUUGGUAAAAAUAAAGUCAUGGCAGUAGCACUUGGACGAACGAAAAGUGAUGAAGUCGAAGAUCAACUUAACUUGCUUUCCAAAAGAUUAAAAGGACAAUGUGGUUUACUCAUGACAAACAGAGAUGUUAGUGAGGUAUUAGAAUAUUUUAAAAAGUUUCGUGAGACUGAGUAUGCGAGAGCUGGAUUUAUUGCAACCCGUGAUGUAAUCCUACCUAAAGGGCCACUCGAAGAUUUUUCGCAUUCUAUAGAACCACAUCUGCGACGACUUGGACUUCCCACAACCUUAGAAAGAGGUGUUAUUACUUUAAUAAAAGAAUAUCAGGUUUGCAAAAAGAAUGCCACUUUGACACCAGAACAAGCAAGUAUAUUGAAACUUCUGGGUAUACAGUUGGCAAAAUUUAAAGUGGUUAUUAAAUGUCACUGGACUAAAGGAAAAGGAUUCCAUAAGGAUUUGGAUGUGCCAACAGAUGAUGAAACAAGUGAUAAUGAUGAGAAAAUUAUUGAAGAUGAACAAAUGGAAGAUGAUGAAUCAUCAUAGUUCAUAAUAUACUACAAUAUUGUUCCACCUACUGUACAUAAUUAUUAUUAAACAAUAACUCUUAUAGUUUAAUAUUACAUAAUUUUAAAA
Messenger RNA from Melitaea cinxia (Glanville fritillary), 1971 nucleotides. It is a transcript of the gene RpLP0-like, whose product is annotated as mRNA turnover protein 4 homolog. Bases 1144 to 1881 code for a protein of 245 amino acids. NCBI's taxonomy places the organism in Eukaryota, Metazoa, Arthropoda, Insecta, Lepidoptera, Nymphalidae. Gene Ontology annotation, cellular component: preribosome, large subunit precursor; nucleolus. The record is from RefSeq and is a predicted model, not a curated record. The transcript is spliced from 4 exons. Gene Ontology annotation, biological process: ribosomal large subunit assembly; rRNA processing; nuclear-transcribed mRNA catabolic process. Gene Ontology annotation, molecular function: RNA binding.